Messenger RNA from Enterospora canceri, 603 nucleotides. The record is from the annotation of a GenBank genome assembly. Lineage: Eukaryota; Fungi; Microsporidia; Enterocytozoonidae.
AUGUUUUAUUCAUUUAUUGGAAUAUGCUUAACUGCAGAAGCAAAUCCAAAUACGAAGAAGGUGAUGUGUGUUGGAGUCUCCUACAGGAGAUGCAACCAGACGGCUUCGCCACGAAAGAGGAAGCCUGUGUUCUUUGAGCCCAUUGAGGAAGUGGCCGUUGAAUCUGAUGAUGGGAACUACAUAACGAUGACUAGUCCAGAAAUGGCCAAGAAGACUUCACCAAUUGUGAAUAAUCCACUUUACGCAAACCAGGAAGUCAUAGACUGCAAUCGCAGCAUCGAUUCUGGCUUCACCUCUGAGCCAAACACACCCAGAAAUGAGGUAUCUGAGUGCAAUCUGUGGCAGUAUUCAACACUUCCAAUCUGUCAAACACCUCACUUGUGUAAUUCUGUUGAGAGAAUGUUCAGUUUGGUUCAACAGAAUACCAAAAUGUUGACUGAGCACAUCAGAAUGCAGGUGUUUGACACGAGGGAGACACUGAAUCGAAUCAUUGAACUGAAGGAGAUGGUUAGUAAACCGAUCAAGAAGAAACAGAAGAGGUUGAGCAAGGGUCGGGUUAUUGAGAAACUCAAAGGGCUCAAUAUCUUGGGGGUUUGUUAUUAA